UACACAGAGAAACCCUGUCUCAAAAAACAAACAAAAAACAAACAACCUGAAGAGGUGGCUCAGCAGUUAAGAGCUCUCACCGGCUGCUCUUUCAAAGGACUCCAUGGCUGCAGGCACUCAAGUGUGUACUUACCCAUUGCCACGCACGCACAGCAAUUUAAAAUAGGAUUUCACAGCUAGUGCAGGCUGUCUCUAGCAAGACCCGGUCUCGAAGAAACAAAAAUAGAUUACUGGACAUUAUCUGUGGUGGUUCACACUUGUAAGCCCUGCAUUUUAGAGGCUAAGACAGGAGGAUUGCCACAAAUUUGAGGCCAGCCUGAGCUACAUAGCAAGACCCUGUCUUGAAAAAGAAAAAGAAACGCAAGGGAAAAUGUUACUUGGUGGUUGGUUAGGGCUUCAUGUGAAAAGAGCUACGCUAGCGUGACAGCCUGAGUUCGGAUCCUUGGAACCCACAUGAAAGCCGUGUGCUCUUCAGAGGUGGUCAUGGAGGUGCUGACCCUGGGCCAGGCCCAGAGAGGCCCCUGCACAGCUCUGCUCCACAAAGAGAUAUUCGAGACAGAGCCCCGUGGCUGUGUGUCCCUUGAGCAGAAGAGGUUGCUGGGCAGGGAGUUCAACAAGCAGGAGGCUGGAGAGAUGAGGUCCAGCCAGGAGAUAGGGGACAAGGAAGAGGAGGAAGCGGCGGAGAGGACCCAGGAGUCUGAGGUGCGGGAGCAGGCCAUCCACACACAGCUCCACAGCCGGCUCCGUCAGGACGAGGAGAAGGAGGAGGAGGAGAAGAGCCAGCCAGGGAAGACCUUUGAGCGGAUAUGGGAGCAGCAAUUAGAGAGUGCCAGGGGCCCCCAGAAGCGGGUGGCUGAGAAGGCCAGCAAUGAGGAGGCGGCCCAGUUUCAGGCAGAGGAGAAGGGCAUGCAGCUGCUGGGCGGAGGCCGCCAUCUGUGGCAGGGGGCUGAGAUGGCCGGGGCAGGAAGGCGUGAAGGGUCCUCCAGCCAUCAUCACCACCCGGAGCAGCCAGGCACCAAGGCCAAACAGGAGGAAGAGGCAGAGGAGGAAGAGGCGUCAGAGCAGGAGGAAGAUGAUGUGGAACGGCUGGAGCGCAUGAAGGAGCAGCUGAAGGAGGCCACCGCCAUGCUGGGAGAGGCACUUGGGAGGGAAGGCUGACCCCUCGCCACUCUCCUCCUUCCCCAUACCCCCUAAGGCUCAGACAGUUGACCUCAGAGCCCCCAACCACGCGGCAUCCUGCUCCACUUCCAGCUGGCAGGGACUGGUGUGCCUGAGAGAAGUCUGAGGGGGCAGGGUUCAGACUGACUCAGCCCCCCCCCCCAUCCCUCUGAGUGAAUAAAGCACAAAGCA
Molecule: messenger RNA, 1350 nt
Organism: Peromyscus maniculatus bairdii (prairie deer mouse)
Lineage: Eukaryota; Metazoa; Chordata; Mammalia; Rodentia; Cricetidae
Source: RefSeq, a predicted model, not a curated record